Messenger RNA from Nematostella vectensis (starlet sea anemone), 3595 nucleotides. RefSeq names its product DNA repair and recombination protein RAD54B. Gene Ontology annotation, molecular function: ATP-dependent chromatin remodeler activity; ATP binding; DNA translocase activity. Bases 248 to 3052 code for a protein of 934 amino acids. NCBI's taxonomy places the organism in Eukaryota, Metazoa, Cnidaria, Anthozoa, Actiniaria, Edwardsiidae. Gene Ontology annotation, cellular component: nucleus. The record is from RefSeq and is a predicted model, not a curated record. The transcript has 28 exons. Gene Ontology annotation, biological process: reciprocal meiotic recombination; double-strand break repair via homologous recombination.
AAUGCGCGGGAAACUUUGAAUGGCGGAUUUGUAUCGGGGAUUUUCCAAAUACAACACUUCAAAUUGGCAAUUUCCAUUGUUAUUAUCAAAUUUAAAAAGCAGCUUACUGUUACAGAUGGAUUUGAGUAUACUCCAAUGGCGCUUGAAAUGUUGAAACAGUUGUUUUUGCAAACUUAGACUUAGUACUCUUCGACUGCGUGUAGAGUUUGUUAUUGUGGUUACGUCUGAAAAGCUCUAAAGUAUCGAGAUGAGACGUUCCGCUGCGCCGUCUGUCCGUGCAGCUAAACGAGCCAAGUUCUGCACACCAUUUACCAGCAAUGCGGGUCAAAAUCCGAUUGAGGCUGUUUUGCCUUCAUAUAAUGGCACAGUGCUGCAAAGAUCCAUACAAGAGAUAAACCCCUGUGAUAAAAACCAUUCCAUUUCCAGCAAGCACCUAACUGAGAGAGCUAACUGUGACGACUUUCCUGGAAUGGUGGUUCAGGAUAUUAAUAAACAAAAUGUCUUACCUUCUUCAUCAUCUGGUUCUGAAGUCAAGAGCCCAAAAAGGCCAAACAAGACACCAUCAGAUCCUACCACAAGGAUGUCUAAACAGCCGUUCAGGACACCUCUGCUAAAAACUUUCCCUAGUAAUUCUACAGCUAAUAAAACAGACACAUUAACAAAACAGCCCAGUGAAGAAGAAACUAUUACAAAAUACUUCAGUGUUGUCUGGUGUAAGAUGUCAAAGAAAAAGCACAAGAAAUGGGACGGAGAUGGUAUCAUUGCUGUAAGAGGAAGAAGUCUUAGUCUUAAAGAUUUGGAAGGAAAAGAAAUAGCUAAAGGGUCUGGCUACAAAACAGCAGAGCUUCAGACUCUCCAAGAAGGACACACCUUGUGUGCCGGUGGAAAAGAACUAGAAAUAAUGGGUUCCAUAUCAAGUGAGGACUAUCUAAGUGGAAAGUGUUUCCAAAGUACUGCAAGUGUAUCAUCAAGCAUUGUUGCACCCCUAACUGCUGUGUCCAAAUCAUUUGUGAAUCCUGCAAAGCAUAAAUCUUCCAAGACUGGUCCCACCAAGUCAGCAGCACUAAGCCGUAUGACUCCACGUCAUAGUAUUGACGCCCCAAAUGCACUUGCCCUGCCACGCCCUAGUGCCUCACACCAACUUGCUAAUAACAAGUCAGUACAGCCAUUAGUUGAUGUUGUUGUAGACCCCCACCUUGGCCAACAUCUGCGGCCGCACCAGCGAGAUGGAGUGCUCUUCCUGUAUGAGUGUGUCAUGGGCCUGAGAAACUUCAAUGGCAAUGGAGCAAUACUAGCGGAUGAAAUGGGAUUAGGCAAGACUCUUCAAUGCAUUGCUCUGAUAUGGACGCUCCACAAGCAGGGUCCGUAUGGUGGACAACCGGUGUGUAACAGAAUCCUGAUCAUAACACCAGGAAGCCUAGUAAAGAAUUGGUGUGCAGAGUUCCGUAAAUGGCUUGGCAACGAAAGAAUGCGAGUGUUUCCGGUCACAUCCGAUAUGCGAGUCAAGGAGUUUAUCAUCAGUCCAAUCUACCCGGUGCUUAUCAUUAGCUAUGAGAUGUUUAUUCGAUCCCAAGACGACAUCAUGAAUAUCAAGUUUGACUUGUUUAUCUGUGAUGAGGCACACCGCCUGAAAAACUCUGCAAUCAAGACAACAACACUCAUUUCUGGACUGAAGACAAGGCGUCGAGUGCUUUUGACGGGAACACCAAUACAGAAUGACUUGAAAGAGUUUCAUACACUGAUUGAGCUGUGCAACCCAGGCGUGCUUGGUUCAGGGACGUUGUUUCGACGCGUGUACGAGCAGCCGAUAGUUAACGGUCAGCAGCCAGGUGCCACGAGUGAAGAUAAGCUACUGGGGCAAACCCGCGCCUCUGAGCUGAAUCGUCUGACUAGGCUCUUCUUUCUCCGACGAACUUCAGAAAUCAACGAGAAGUACCUACCACCUAAGGUGGAGAUGGUGGUGUUCUGUCGUCCGGCCCAUCUCCAAGUGACCUUGUAUCGUCACCUGCUCACCUCGCGUUUCUUACGCGGCUGUCUGCGGGCCUCGUGCCCCUCCUCCACUCACCUGGAGUGCAUUGGGGCUCUCAAGAAACUCUGCAACCAUCCCACCCUGCUGUAUUCUGCCAGCCAGGGAGCGAACACACUUGGCGACGAGGAUCAGGUCUCACUGUAUGACGGCCUGUUAAAGCUGUUCCCCGAGUGUAACGAUGCGUCCGAGUUAAGCAUCGCUCAGUCUGGCAAGCUAACUGUGCUAAACUCUAUGUUGGAGGAGAUCCAUUGCACAGGCGAACGCGUGGUGCUUGUAUCUAACUAUUCACAGACGUUAGACAUUCUACAGAAGUUGUGUACAGUAAAGAAGUACAGAUACCUGCGUCUGGAUGGGUCCACACCCACGGCGAAACGUCAAUCAUUAGUGGAGCGCUUUAACGCCAAGCAUUGCCAGGACUUCGUGUUCCUUCUAAGCUCAAAAGCUGGAGGAGUUGGCUUGAAUCUAAUCGGUGCAUCAAGGCUGAUAUUGUACGAUAUCGACUGGAAUCCGGCCAAUGACUUGCAGGCGAUGGCUCGUGUGUGGAGGGAUGGCCAGAGAAGAAGAGUAGUCAUAUAUCGUCUCUUAACCACGGGUACGAUCGAAGAGAAGAUCUAUCAGCGCCAGACCACCAAGCAAGGGUUAAGUGGUGCCGUGGCUGAUGAUCGUAAACAGGUCAAGGUGGACUUCUCACAAGAAGAUGUUAAGGACCUUUUCACGCUAGACGAACUGACAGUAUGUAGUACGCACGACCUUCUCCAGUGUCAGCGAUGUAAUAGAGUGCAACAGGCCGAGAAGGAGCCUGAUCCAUCAUGUGUGCAGACUAUGACUCGUGCUUGUCAGCUGGGUAUGCCGCCCACCGAGAAAAAGAUGAAUGUCUCCAUCGCGGAGUUGAUGAAAUGGCAGCACUUCCCCUCCCCACUCUGUUUAACCGAGCUUUGUGAUGAUGCUAUAUUACGAGCUGAAGAUCAUAUCACCUUUGUAUUCCGCAACGAGGUUAACGAGGAUGGCACAUCGCGUCCCUGAACUAAGAUGAGUCAGGGAUAGGCUUGCAGUCCAAUGGUACUUCACAAGGCAAGCUAAGGAUAGCCUUGCAGCCCAAUGGCACCCCAUAAGCUGAGCCAGAAAUAGUCUUGCAACCUAAUGGUACUACACAUGGCAAGCCAGAAAUAGCCUUGCAACCUAAUGGUACUACACAUAGCAAGCCAGAAAUAGCCUUGCAACCCACAACAUAAGGCAACGAGAGGUAGCCUUACAGCCAAAUCGCAUUCCACAUGCAAGCAAAGGAUAGACCUGCAGCACAGUGACACUCCACAAGGCAAGCCAGAAAUAGCCUUGCAGCUGUAGCUUCUAGGCAAUUACCAAUUGAAGAUGACUUUCAUUGUCUAAAUUCUUAGAGUACGCCAGCUUAUUUUAAAUAGAAGCAAAUACCACCUAAUACAACCGCCCACAAGUAUAAUGCUAUACUUGAAUUUAUUGAUGGCUCAUGUGGCGCAUCCCAAUUCUUAGGCGGCUUUUAUAAAUUGUUAUUAAUAUAUUGUACAGAUUAAACGAUAAAAUUAAACUGUG